Molecule: messenger RNA, 1685 nt
Organism: Hyalella azteca
Lineage: Eukaryota; Metazoa; Arthropoda; Malacostraca; Amphipoda; Hyalellidae
Exons: 2
Coding region: 8-1339 (443 amino acids)
Source: RefSeq, a predicted model, not a curated record
GAAUGAAAUGGAAAGUUGCGAUCAUAGCAUUACCAUCUUGUCAAUGAGAGAGCAAUACGAAGCAAUCAUCAACAAACUAGACGACGAUUUAAAAGCUUUCUUUUUCAAGCAGAUUCAUCCAUUAUUUCAGUACAUGGAGUCGGGAGGUUAUACAAAUUUUGAAAAGCUAAUGCCGAUUGCUCAUUUUAUUUGCGAGAAAACUCUUUCCCUGAAAGACUCAGAAGCAGAGCAGUGCGAAGAAGACUUUUUGUCACUUACAACCAAAGUCUUAGGUGAGAACUUUAAUAGUGAUUUUUUUCAAGACCAGUCGAAACGCUUCAAGCGAUUUGUUGACUAUAUCGAAGACCCGGCAAACGCACUGGAAAGAAGUUCCUACAGUGGCUAUGAAGAAAAGUCAAACAAUGGCUACGAGGAGCCAUCUCCUAGCUACAUACUUGUUCCAGAUGAUGAAUAUGAUUAUGCCUAUCCUUUCCUUGUGAAAUUUUUGGCGGCUGCUGCCAUUGGAACUUACGGAUUCUUGGGUCUUCUUGCUUUUCAAACCUUAUUAUUUCUGUUGGUUAACAGAAGCGGUCCUCCGGGAGAAAAAGGAAAUAAAGGCUUGAAAGGAAUUAAUGGGGUUUUAGGAGACAAAGGAAUGAAAGGUUUUAAAGGCAUGACAGGUGAUAAAGGACUAAAAGGCCCAUCAGGUAGUCAGGGCAUGCAAGGAAUGGAAGGAGAUACUGGACCUGAUGGAGACGGCGGAGAUAUGGGACCCACUGGACCCAAAGGAUUCAAAGGACCUAAAGGAAUGAAAGGAGUCAAGGCACAAAAAGGAGUGAAAGGACCUAAGGGCCCUCUUGGAGAUAAAGGUAACAAAGGACUCAAGGGAUUUAAAGGUUUUAAAGGCGAUAUUAACCCGGGGAAAGGCAAUGGAAGACGUAGACGUAGAUCAGUGACCGUGAGAUAUCAGAAAUCAAGGUCAGAUGGUGAUCUCGUAAACCUGCUCGACGCUCCUCUUCUGCUGGAUUCUCUUUUCAGACAACAAGUGACUAAAAACGUUUCUACUGAAAUGCACGAUGAAAGUAUAAGCGAUAUAUAUGACGUCAUUAAUAGAUUAUGGCGUCAAUAUAAGAGUCCUGUAGGCUGCGCCCGAUGUCUGCUUUUCGAGUUGCUCAAAUCGCGACGGGCAGCAAUAUUGGAUAACUACGUCAUCGCCGGGUUCACCCACGUGCUCGGGGACUCGGGUUCUCUGCAGCUCCUGGACGACGUGAGGCGCGGCCGGCAGCGCGGCGUCAAGAUGCGCUGCAGACGACAGAAGAACUCCUGUUUUCUAGAAUAUUUGUCAAGCGUUCAGCAGUGAGGUUUAGGAUAAAAUAUCUCGAGGACUUGUUUUAGUUUAUCCAAAACCUUAGCUUUUCAAAAUUCACGCUUAACUUGAAGAAUACGCCAAUGCAUUAUCGAUCAUUGUAAAUUUAUUCAUUUGAUAAAAUGAGCGAUAGAAUCUGGAUAAGAGAUUGCUAAUAUUAAAGAAGAUGUAUAGAACGUGGACCUCAGGGCAGCGGCACGUGUCUUGUGGAACUUAUACCAUUGAAUGGGCAGUUGAUCGUUGGCCGGUAUCAAGUCCAUGAAACUCCAGUUAUGUAUUAUUUAUGUAUUAAGAGUUCUUAAUUUAUGUGAUGUUAGGGCAAUAAAGUAUUUUGAUAUGA